AAUAUCAUGUUUUCUUUUGUACAGCGAAAAUGGUGGAGCUUGAAAAUGAAGAGGACCCCUUGGUCCACGACCAAGCCAUGCUGGAUGACGACGAUACUGACGAUGACUAUGUGGAAUCAGAGGAUGAUGAUUCAGAGGAGGAAUUGCAGGCUGAACCUUCAAAGAAGGCCGUGUACAACAAAGAGGGGCUCCUUGAGAAGCUCGAGGACAUCGCCUGGCCAGAGAAUGUGGACUGGAUGCACAAGCUCACUGUCGACCAUGACCAGGGGGAGAAGGUCGAUGUGAACGAUGAUCUUACCCGUGAGCUCGCUUUCUACACCCAGGCUUUGGAUGGCACGAGGCAGGCCUUCGAAAAGUUGCAGUCCAGGAAGGUCCGGUUCCUCAGGCCGGCAGAUUACUACGCGGAGAUGGUCAAGACUGAUACUCACAUGCACAAGAUCAAGGGGAAGCUCCUGUUUGAGAAGAAGAAGAUUGAGGAGGCUGAGGAGAGGAAGAAGGCGCGGGAGUCGAAGAAGAGAUCAAAGGAGGUGCAGGCAGAGAAGCUCAAGGAGAGGGCCAAGGAGAAGAAGGAGAGCAUUGAGUCGGUCAAGAAGUGGAGGAAGCAGAGGCAACAGGGGGGAUUUUCCAAGGGGAAGGAGGACGGGCCAAACCUCAACUUUGAAGUUGAAGAAGGACUCAAGCAACACAAGAAGCAGAGGCCUGGCGUUUCUCCUGGUGACAGGUCUGGUGGUCUUGCUAAGCGAGGCAAACAAGGAAAGAACCAUAGGUCAAAGGAUUCCAAGUUUGGGCAUGGCGGCCGCAAAGGGAUGAAGAAGCAAAACACUGCUGAGACGACGAAUGACUUCAGAGGGUUUAACAACCAGAAGGGCGAGUCAGGAAACAAGAAGAGGAAGAUGUUUUGAUACGGUGUUGUAAGAGUCUGUCCCUGCUUCCUUGUGAUGCUAUUAUAUUCUUGUCUUUAUGUUAUUCCGCUGCAGUACUCUAUCACUAGAUGCAAAAGUUAGCUUGAGGUAUGGAAUUUGGGGAUGCAGCUCAAACACAAGACUUUUAUCUUUAGCUGUGCUAUUCUCCAUAAGAUGUGGUACCGUAUGCAUUUAACCUGUGAUUGCCCUUUUGGUCGUGGAAUGCAGUUGAAUCUUGCUAUAUAUGCAAUUAUGUUAAACAGUGUAUUACAGUUUA
This is a messenger RNA of Triticum urartu, 1179 nucleotides long. Lineage: Eukaryota; Viridiplantae; Streptophyta; Magnoliopsida; Poales; Poaceae. The record is from RefSeq and is a predicted model, not a curated record.